AUGUCUAACGCCACUUCUUUCCCAAAACUUGUGAAACAGCUUGACGGAACUUGUCUGUGCACUCCUGGUCGAUCCGGCAUCGAUUGCUCGCUUGUAGGAACUAAAACUCGUGUUCGUCCUGGGAUCUCCCUCCAAAAACGACGUGAUGGCACGUAUGGCUAUAGAUUUACCACCCGAAGAGAAAUUGAAGGGGAUCGUCACGUAGCAGACUUGGCGUACAAUGGAAGGAAUGGUAGAAUAUUUGCGAGUGUUUAUGAUUCUUCUGGGAGAGACGCCGUGGUUGAAAUCUCCUCGGUUGGAGACACUGAGAGUGACGCACCUGGUUGGGGGAAGUCCGGGCCAGCCCGUCCACCUAGUCAUUCUCAACCCCUUCCGAUGAUUCCAAUCGACAACUGGUGCGGAUCUGGCAUGACGACAGAAAAUAACUGCACACAAAGUCAUCCAGGUGGGCGGACUACCCCAGGCUGGAAUUCCAUGUACCAAACAGCACACGGUUGGCGGGAUGAGGGAGGGUAUCGAGAUAUUUCACUGGAUUCCAACAGAUCAUUUGUCUACACUGUAUUGAAUAUGUGGAGAAACAAAGGAUCGAUCACGCAAUCUAACAGCGAUCACGACGACCCAUAUGAAUAUAUAUUCAGGAUAUAUCGCUGGGAUGGAAGAAAUGGAUCCCUCGCUUCUAAUCACAACAGAUCGGCGAUAGACUUCUUCACUCACAAUGAAGGCUGGAUAUUAGAUGCGAUGACCACAAAUGAUGAGGAGGGCACCUUACUUUACAAAGCCACGCCAAGAGAUGUCAAUAUUAAGUCUCGUGUCGGGGUACUAGAAGUUCGGGAUGGGAUCCUUACUUCUAUUAAAGAUGUCCCAAUUUCACCCGGUUACCUGGAGCGACGAUGCGGAACAUGCGCUAUUCGUCGUGAUGCAUUUAGAUUCAACGCCGCCACAUUUGCCUCAAUUGAUGACGCUCACUACGUUAUUUUUGUAGGAUCAUCCCGAACUAUUAAUUCGGAUGCCGGAUAUUACCCCUCUGUACUCAAAAUCCGCGCAGAAGCUAGCAGGAUUGUUGACAAAGUUGAUGGUGAUGAAAUGUAUUUUGACGGGGAUAUCCCUGACCGAAGAAAAAUGGCCCAUUCAACAUUCAAAUCGGUUGUCGCUCAUGGCCAGUAUGCUUACGCUGGAACUGCAACUGUGAGAUGUCAUGACGAUGGUUGUGAUUCCUCACCGGGACGCAUAUGGAUGUUCAGUUUACAUUUUGAUGACUUUGAUGAUCAGGGCUGUUUGAGAGAGGUUGUUUUAUCAGGAAGCGACGACGAGGGCCUCAAAGAAAUCAAUGUUCACCGAAUGGCUGUGAUGCCGGAUGGAACAUGGAGUGGUGGUUUUUUAUUCGCAUUGACAGGAGGAUCUGCGACAACGAAUUCUCGCGUAGUGAAACUUGAAAUUGGUGGUCCUGAUACCACGGUCUCCUGCACUGCUCAAUGUUUCCGUCGGAUUGCAUCACACCUGUCAACCGAGCCUCUCAGGGCAAUGGUGUAUGCCUCUGAUGUAUUUUCUCUUAUUACCGCUUCUCUUACCGAACCGACAGUCACAUAUUCAAGACUUUCUACUGCAGAAAUCACAUCAAUAUCGCCAAGAUACGGUCCAUCUUCUGGGGCUAGUACUGCGAUCACUUUAUCAGGUUCUGGAUUCCCAACAGGCAACACAGGAAGCAAAGGUAAAAGUAGCUUUGCAUCAUGUCGGUUUGGAUUUUCGAUCGAUGAUGUUGACAUAUUUCCGAUUGGAGGCUGGGUUCCUGCCAUGGUUGUCAACAGCACCGAAGUGCGUUGCACAGCGCCACAGGCGGUAGAAAUCUCAGAUCGAACAGAUCAAGGUCCUUUGGCGAGUGGAUUUGCAAUUGUUCAGCUCUCUUUCAAUGUCUUUUAUGAGCACUCUGUAGCCACCCGUGAUGAGCUUUUCAACAUCUCUCUGUGGACAGACGAUAAAAUGGUAUACAGAUUUUACGCGGUGCCAAUCGUGACAAGGAUUUUAGCAAAUGGCGUUUCCCCUCCAUCCGUAAUGAUAACUGGAGAAGAUGCUAAUCAGAUCCCUUCCCGUAUUACGCUCGUUGGGGGGCCAUUCAUAAACACUGCCUCACUGGUAUGUCGGUUCAAUCAGAAUGCAAGCUCAGAUCAACCGGCCGUGUUUGUCACUGCGACAACGAUCAUUUGUCCGAUAUGCAGGACACACGUUGUGUCUGGGAAGACGCGUUGUAACCCCCUUGGAGCCACGGAUGGGAACGUUGAUUUCUAUCAAGCGAUGGAGUGGCUUCCAAACGACGAUCCAAGGAAAGUGACAGUUGCGUUCUCAAUGAAUUCGAAAGAUUUUCAUAUGGCAGAGCAGCCAUUGAAAAUAUAUGGACGGCCUCAUCACCUUCAAGUUAUCAGUCGGCAGACUUCAGAUGUGUACAUGCACGGUUCAGUUCGAAACGACUAUAGCAUGACUCUCGGUACAUUUCAGAUGCGAAUAGCUGAUCUUGAUGGAUUCGUCAUGGAAAACGACAUUGGCGAGGGUGGAACUCGAGGCUUCUCAGUGAAAAUAACGAUUAAUUCCUCCGCAUCUCCUCGGCGUGGCCAAACAUAUGAACUUGAUUCUGGCUUCGAGGGAGUGACUGAUCGAGGUUUCCUAUCACUGACCCCAAGGUUUUCUCAUUCCCUUGCCCGGGGGGACUAUCAUCUCAUUUUUUCACUUCGGGAUUGCACCCGUGGCAUGGAUUCAUGCAUCAGCAUGCCUGGAAUAACCACACAAGUGAUAACUGUAUUUCCUGGGGCUCCUGCUCAAAUACUUGUCCGACCGGGGUACGUAUCUGCAAACGAUCAGAAGUUAGGUUGGUCAUCAGAUGGCAUUAUCAAAUCGGCAUCACUUUCUGUAAUGCUCGGGCCAAUAUUUGUGGAUAUUUUGGACGCCGGCAGUAAUCAAAUUGGUGACCUGGAUAGUUCUACACACGCAAUACACGUUGUCAGCACUACCAGUCAGUCAGAAUACAACGGGAUUCUGGGUGCUGACAUGCUUGAACGACGCGUGAACGGUGCGAGACUCCAUGGUUCAGAAAUGGUAGAAUCCAUAAACGGCACUGCGACGUUCUAUGAUCUGAAAUUAGUCAACCAAGAGCCCACAGGGUCAAGAAAGCCAGGAAGUGACAGUACUUUAACUUUUGGGUCGCCAUCCCAAGGCUUUUAUCGUCUUCAGUUCUAUGCACGAUUGCGCGGUUCACUGGAGGAUGUUCAUGCUCUUUCGGUAUCAAAGCUUGAAAUUAUCCCUGGAGAAGCAGUCUACCUGAACAUUUCUAAUUAUGCAGAUGUGAUUAUAGCCUGCGAUUCUUCAGAGGAGGUAGUCACUACAACGAUCGCGUUAAAUAUUUUCGACGGCGGUAAUAAUCAACUCGAAAAUGAUCGAGAACGCAGAACUGUAACGGUUUUGCCUCAUGGACAGCCAGGCCUUCAGGUGUACGGAGUCAUUGCUCAAACAGAUGCCGCGGGUGCUGCUGAAUGGCGUUUUCCUGCUUAUUCAUUCAGUAUAGGAUGCAAACCCGUCGGAUGGUAUGGACUUGAAUUCAGCUCUCCUGCACUCGUAUCAUCUGUCCAAGGCAUUCGCAUGAACCGUGGCACUCGUGGCUAUCAAUGGCAUGCUGUGCAUCUCGUAAGUACAGUUGAAUUGUCAGCUGCAUCUCUUGUUCCGAUUGGAAAAUUUAGAUUGGAAGUUCUUGACGGAGGCGGGAAUCAGCUCGGUGUAAAUGAUCGGUAUGACGUCUUUUUGGAUGCUGACGUGAGUCGGGAAGUACUUUGUUAUUCUGUCACUGCCAGUUUGACCGGCACUAUCAUGGCACACACAGAAAGAGAAGGUUUUGUUGAAUUUUCUGACAUGUUGAUUGUGCGACCAAUCAUUGGAGCUCAUGUCAUAAAAUGUACCGAGCAGAAAGUUACUGUUUUUAGGACCCCAGAGCUGGUAUUUCAAAGUUCUGAUGCGGACUUUCGCCCCUUGCUAGAUGCAGCAAUCACUGUAAACGUUAUCGCAGGAGAUCGAACGAAGUUGCAUGCUCAUGUUCUAGCCGACACGUUAAAAGACAUGGGCGAGUACUCACUCUCUCUCGGGAACGUCAAUUUAUCAACUUUUCGGAAGUACGCUUCUAUGGAUCACCUUGUGCCUCUGGACGUCAUCCGCGUCGUGCCUGUAGAUUCUGGCGGGAAUCAUCUUUCAGGCAAGCUGCCCGACUUCAAUGUAUCAACUGUUGAUGUCGUAUUUGGACCUGUAAAAGAAUCGUCGCAUAUCACGGUACGAAAUCCAGUUGGGGCCGAUGCAACUAUUGUGCGGACUUCAUUCACUUAUCCUACCACAUUGCUAAGAGAUACUAAUCAAACGCAAGGCAAAUUCCUGGAAUCGUUCCGGAACGUAACAUUGUGGCGCGUUGUUAAUCAAACCCAUGUUGAAGAAUUUAACAUUUCAUCACAAUAUGACGUGACAACAGAAACUCACCAACGUCGCUAUGUCUCGAUAUCCCUUCCUGGGUUGGCCACUGAUGGACUUUACCCUCACAUCACUGGUGAUAACACAAGGCAAUCUCGCGCUACGAUUCUUGUGACAAUGAAUGGAUCGUUUAAUACGACUACUGGCACGUUGAGUACUGUCUAUGAAAUGGAGGGAAUUUCCAACUAUGCGGUCAUCGAUGAUAUCGCUUUGUAUAAACCACCGCAUGGAAUCUUUGAAAUUUCGCUGACUACAAUGCCAUUAGAUCCCAUGCUGGAGAGUGCAACAGUACAAAUUACAUUGUAUCCAGGCCGGGCACAUCACCUUGGCAUCUCUGCACCCUGUCCGAAGUUCCAUUUGAACGGCAUCUGUGACACCAGCACAGUUGUUCAAAGCAAUUCUGAUGACACUUGCACAUGUGCCGUGUAUAAUGUUUCCGAUGUCGUUAGCCUAUCACCAAUACGAACUUAUGUACUCGAUAGCGGAGAAAACAUUCUACGCGGAGAUCAUGACAUCGCAUGCAAGGUUGGUGGUUUAUACUGCCCCAAGCAGAAAAUUACCAUGAAGCACGAAAGCAUAGUUGGAAGUGCAGUGUGCUUGCUUCAUCCACAAGACUCAAGCUCUCAGUCAUCUGCUGGUUCCACCUACUCUCCUACAUGUUUGCCUGAUCAGCCAGAUGAAUUUUCUGGAAAUCCAUUAGAAGGAUUGUAUUCAUUUACGAACCUAGCUCUCUUGGCACCUAAGCAGGCCACGGCGUUGAAUCCACUGCUCAUGACCUUUAAAUCGCCUGGGAUAAUCGGGGUGAGUUUUGGAGUAGAAAUACUUCCAGGGGUGGCCGUGAAACUGGGUCUCGCGCUUCCACCGAAAUUUAGUUUCACGUUUCAGAGCAUGUACACAUCAGUACUAUCAAGUUCUGCUUCUCCGAUUAUCGUUCAAGUUUUGGAUGCAGGCGGAUCCUCUGUCGGACAAACCGACACCCAUUCGCGCCCCGUGCAUCUCAUAUGCAACACAGCUAAGGUUGGAGCACAUCCAGGCGGUCCAGGAACAGGAGGAACCGAUUUUGUCUACACUCAGCGAGACAUUGCCUACUUUGCAUCUAUUCGACUCCUAUCACCUCAAAAGGGGAUACACGAUAUACUAUUUUCUUCUCCCUCUCUUCGUUUCGUCACACUCACCAUAAAGGUUACCGAGGGGCAGGCAGUAAGGCUGAAAAUUAUUUCAACGCCUCAAGCUACGUAUGCAUCAGGACCACUGGUUAAGAUCAAACCGAUAACUGUCGGCGUAUACGAUGCAGGGUUGAACUUUGUUGGCUCCUCUAAUCUGCUCACGAUGCCGGUGUUCGCAAACAUCACUGACAGUCCAGUUGGAACUAAUGGGACCGCAGCACUCCUGCAAAAUUCCGGUGAUAAUACUGAAACCUUGCAAUCUGGGAAAGGGACUGUGAUAUUUGAUAGGAUUCAAAUUAGGAAUCCAUUGAUUGGCUUUUAUAAUCUCACGUUCGGAGGAGAUGGAUUGUUUAGUGAUAUUUCAUCUUUUGCGAUCGAAAUUGGAAGUCCGUACAAACUUAAUGUCCCAAAUGUGCACACGAUGAUAUACACGUUGCGAACUGUCUAUCCCUCGGAGCGUUCACUACAGAUAGAGAGCUUUGCUGUUGUUGUAAUGGACGGUGGAAACAAUUUGAUUGGCCAGCUCGAUAUUGACCAGCUCGGAACAGGCGUGCGCCGGGAACUGGUCACAUCAGUCAGAGACUCGCACGAGGAAUCCAAAGAAGAUCACGACUCUCACUGUUCAAUCGCUAGAAAAACGCCAUCGAUGAUUGAGGACAACUUUGUUACACAUUUUUUUGUCAGUACUCGUCGCACUGCUCUCGGCGAAGGGAUCAUCGAUGACCUUCAGCUAGUGAGGCCAAAAUCAGGAAACUUCGUGGUCACAAUUUCCUCUCCGUCGCUUCUUGCUUACUCUUUCUUCAUUACAGUCACAACGGGUCCCAUGUCAAGUUUGGAUGUGUGUGGCUGCCCAACGUGUUAUCGACGUGCUGGAGAUGGAUUGUGCGUUGACAGCCUAGUUUACCGAGCAGAUAUGUUGGUUUCCCUUAGACAUACUCUUGUUGUGAUCCGCGAUGCUGGAGGCACAUUGGUUCGUGUGAAUCAGGAAACUGAGCAGACAAGAAAUGUGACCGUCGAGCUUGUUUAUGGGAAAAACUUUGCAUCAGGCGAGGAGGUGACCUACACAGCAAAUAUGACGAUGUUGUCAAAUCGGAGCCGAGCGCAAUUGUUGGCAACGCAAGGAUUUGUUGCAUGGUGUCAGGAUGGCGUGAAUGGCAUCCCGAUUCCUCAGUUCUGUUAUCCAUCAGACAUCGACUCAGAGAAAGCUCGCGCAAACGCCUUAACAAAGAGCGGUGAAGGUUCAAGUUCACUCCUGGGGGCUCAAGCGAGCAACUUUGAUCAUGAUACGAAAUGCGCGUUCUAUGGAAUUCAAACGAAACCUUCAUGGUUUGGACGUGCAUAUGGUCUAUAUCUUGAACGUCCAUAUGUUGGCAAUUACAGAUUUCGAUUUUCAAGCUAUUGUCCCCUGCAAGUGUGCGAAGAUGCAUCCUAUCAAGAACUGAAUAAUGACGAGCUUGAGAUUACCAUAAUUCCAGGUAUCCCAAAACGCUUAGACUUUUUGGACGAGCCACCUGCAACAUUUGAAAAUGACUUCAUAAUCACCCCACAUAUUCGGUUGCUUACCUUGGACAUUGCUAAUAACGUAUGCGAUGAUUUGAACACAUUUGCAAUGAUUUCUGUUAUGCCGAGUGCGCGGGGUAUUCGUGGUCAAAUUGCUCCUUUGACUGAUGGAAUGGCUACUUUUACAGAGUUAAGAAUUCUUGGGGACCGCGGGAGAUCGUAUUUGCUCCAAUUUGAUGUUGUAACUAUAGGUCUCAGCAAGACCCACUUUCCUUUCACACUAUUGGCUUGCAAAGAUGUCAAACCGAACUCGCAAAACGAUCAAAAUGGCCAGUGUGAGUGCAUGCCUGGCUAUACAGAAGACACUCGCCGUGGUUCCACUGUCAGCACGGGGUACAGUGACUCUACAAAAAGCAUAUCUGCAAGCCCUAAUCUGUACAACAUGGUUGUCUCCAUGUCGGAUAUUUAUUCACCUGUUCUUCAUCCAUAUGGUGUGUGCGUCCCGUGCACUAACGGUCACUACAAGGAAUCCCCUGGCCCUCAAGACUGCACGGCGUGUCCAAAUGACAUGGAUACGUCAAAACAAAAUGGCUACCGAAAGGAGUUAUGGACGACAUUUUCUGGUGAACGUCUUCCCGGCUUUCUUGCAAAUUAUGAAAAGGACGCGUGCCAUUGCAUUUCUCCGUAUAAUCCCAAUGACAGAUCGUUGUCCACCUAUCGGAGUCAUCCUGAAGAUUCAUUUGAAUGCCACCCUUGCCCGAAUGGUGGCAUAUGCAACGGUCUUUCCUCAGAACACAUCGUCGUGAAAUCUGGUUAUUGGAGGACCAGCAGGAAUAUUACUUUUAUUUAUAAAUGCUUGAAUUUCCGCGCAUGCCUCGGAGGCGUGCACAGUGCUUGUACGACCGGUCAUGAAGGUAAUCUUUGCGCCGUUUGCUCGCGUGGAUAUGCAAGUCCGUCUAUGGAUGGGCGAAGCCUGAAGUGUAAUGAGUGUUCGACAGCUGUCACGGGUGUUUUGAUUUUGACCACAUUGUUUGCGGUACAAGGGGCAGUUGUAAUGACUGUUUUCCGCAUAGCUAGUCGUCGGCACAAUUUUACUGUAGGCCUGUGUAGGAUAAUGCUGUCGCAUUUUCAGAUAAUGGCCAUCCUCAAGAACAUUGACUUAGAUUGGUCUGAUGCGCAAUAUUUUCUCUUCCAAAUUGCAGAUAAACUAUCAACUCCAUCCGUCCGUUCGUUUGAGACGGACUGUUUACUGCACUGGAAUCACUACCACUAUGUCGCAUAUUACAUGAGCUUGCCCGGGAUGAUACUUCUUUUAUCCUUUUUUUGCUACUCAACCUUUCUUGCCCGUGAUGUUUGGCAAAGGAGGUGUGAAUUUUACAAGAAGAUAACGGAGAUCGAGGAAAAUAUCACCUCUGAACGAAGAAAGGGUAACGACACUUCGGUGCUCCAACAAUCACUCCACGAGUUGAAAACUGCGCCAAAUUUCUUUGAGCUCGGUCGUGGCAGAGAUGCGCUUCUUAGUCGUAUGGAUGAGCGAUGGGAAGAUGAAUACGGGAAUGCUGUCCUUGGACCAACAGAGGAUCAGAUUUCUAAAAUGUCCGCCACUGCCUAUGACAUGACCAUUUGUUUUGCUUUGAUAAUGUUCCGUUUUUCAUGGAUUAUCAUUAUCAAACACCUUGUCCAGCUCAUACGAACGCGGAAUUUCGUUGAUACUGGCACAUAUUUGCUUGCCGACUUGAGCUUGAGUGCUGAAACUAAAUUGCAUCGUGCCUGGCUUCUAGGCGCCGGAGUGUUCUCUGUUGUAUAUCUCUGCAUUCCACUCUGCCUCGUAUUUUGGCAUAUGCGAAGUCAUAACGAUCGUUUGCAUUGGCAAUCGGUGAAAAUUAGGCUCGGCUACUUAUUUCAAGGUUUCCAUCCCGUAUAUUAUUGGUGGGAUUUUAUGUUGAUGGCCCGAAAGUUGUCCCUUAUGAUUGUAACGAUCAUAUUGCAAGAUCGACCCCUGAUGGCAGCCCAUGUAUCUCUCUGCAUCGUUCAGGCGACCAUCAUUCACCUUACAUAUGAACCUUUUGCUUCAGACGUGCAGCAGGCACUGGAAACGUUUUCCCUCUUUGUUCUUGCGUUCAUGUUGCACCUGGGCAUCUUUAAAAUAAGUGGAUCGGAUCACACUUCUCAGCAUUUCGAUGCAGUCGUAUUUCUACUGCAGCUAAGUUUAAAUGCUGGCUUGACUUGGAGGUUUUUAGGCUCCCUCACAAAAGAUAUGCUAAGGGAGUCCAUGAAAGCAAAGAUUUGCGCAGCGAAAGAUAAGUUCAGUACCGAAUCUUCCACGCGAGAGCAGCUAGCUCACCGCGAAAUCCUGGAAAUUCACAGCCAGACAAGAUCAGCAACUUCAGGGAUGGGCGUUCGCAUGGAAUGUGCACCUGACGACGGUCAAGCUCGUGGUAUUGUUGCCAACGCGGAUGUCCCGGAUCUCUGGAUGAAACACAUGCGUUUAAGUGUUAAUUUGGAGUUGCUUCGAAACACAUGGCACGACGUGAAACAAAAACACACGACAAGCCAUCUACAACCUUCGCAUUGAGAGCGGUUGUUCAGGUGCGGGCGAGCGAACCAUACGUGCCAUCUCACAUACUUUCGCAGCCAACCAACACGCAGCUCGGGCAGAAGCGAGGGCUGCCGAGGGCGGGAUAGGAAAUUUAGUGAUUUGACAGGGUCCGUCCCCGGGAAUGUCGGCAUAGCCAAUGACCGAUGAGAUAUGGACACAGCUGUGGACGCGCGUUUGGACCGGGACGGGUUCGGCGCGCUCAAGACGGCGGCGGUGACGGACUUUGUUCGCGAUCGCGUGUGCGGACACGCGCUGGCGAUCGCCGAUCGGCUGCGCCAGAUGGAGGAGUCGUGGGACGACGCCGUCAAGGCGGAGGUCGGGGAGAUGUUGGGAAAACACCGCGAGGACCUGAAGCGCGGGGAGAGCCCUGGAGGUCUUUAGUUUGUCGAUUAGGACGUCGAAUCAGCCGCAGCUUGAGUUGAGCUAUUUCUUGCACUCCUUGCACCGAGAGC
Messenger RNA from Micromonas commoda, 10211 nucleotides. RefSeq lists its product with no specific name. The record is from RefSeq and is a predicted model, not a curated record. Lineage: Eukaryota; Viridiplantae; Chlorophyta; Mamiellophyceae; Mamiellales; Mamiellaceae. The transcript has 7 exons. Bases 1 to 9735 code for a protein of 3244 amino acids.